AUGGCGGUGAACAAGCGCCUGAUCAUCGUGGGCGUCGUGGUACUGUGCGCCGUGGUGGGCGCCAUCGUGGGCGUGCUGGUGGCCACCAAGUCCAGCUCAUCCUCCACGUCCUCGGAGGAGUCGGGCGACGCCGGCGACUCGACGUCCAGCGGCUCGGGCACCAGCUCGUCCACCAGCAAGAAGUCGUCCAACUCGACCUCGGGCAGCUCCACGGUCACGUCCACCGUGACGUCCGACCCCACCUCCGUGACCUACUCGCUUGCGGCCUUUGCCAUCGGAGACUGGGGCACGACCGUGACCAAGGACUCGUGCUGCACGCGCUCGGAGACGUACAACAACUACGACGUGGUGGCGGAGGAUGUGGUGUCCAGUCUCAUGAACACGCAGGCGGGCAACGCCGACGUCAAGCCGAAGGCCAUCCUGAGCCACGGCGACAACUUCUACUGGACGGGCAUCAACAGCGAGGACGGCCGCGACUCGCGCUUCACCACCACCUUCGAGGGCAAGUUCGACGGCGACAACCUCGCUGGAAUCCCGUUCAUCAACGUGCUGGGCAACCACGACUACGGUGGCGCUAGUUACAUCUGCUCGGACGGCGAUGACAACGCCAAGUGCGGCAGCACGGACGACCUCAUCACGGCUCUAGAGAACAAGUUCAAGUGGCAGCAGGAGUACACGAGCCCCAACGACGACCGCUGGGUGCUCAAGGACCACUUCUACGUGUACACUAUCGAGGACGCCGACUCGGGCGUCAGCAUUGACAUCUUCAACGUGGACUCGGGCGACGCCGACGUGCACGCGGCCCAGCAGGUGUGCUGCCAGUGCUACGGCUACUCGAACGGCGACGACGACUCGUGCAACAACGUUGCGCGUGGAGACGAGUACUGCUGCGGAGGUGAUACGGACAUGUACGACACCUGCUUCGCCAAGUUCACGGAGUGGAGUGACGACUCGCGCUCGCAGCUCGCCGAGAAGGUCCAGACGUCCAACGCGACCUGGAAGAUUGUGAACUCGCACUACUCGCCGAGCGUCCACUACGCGGAGACGGGCAUGAAGGAGUGGUUUGACAUCCUGGAGGGCUCUGGCAUCCACGCGUGGGUCUACGGCCACACGCACGGCGAGAAGCACGACUACUCGGAGACGCUGGGCGUGCACUUCGUGGAGAACGGCGCCGGCGGCGGUAUCCAGAAGGAGUCGGCCAGCGGCAUCACGACGUACGCCGCCGACUACGUCAGCAACGUGUGGACGUACACGGGCGACGAGUACGGCUUCUUCUCGCUCACGGCCUCGGAGGACUGGCUCAAGCUGCAGUACCACACGGCCGACGACACGUGGUCGUUCGGCUCGAGCAUGAGCGCCACGACCGUCGGCGGUGUCGAGACCAAGCACUGCUGGUACAUCCCCGCGGACGGCACGAAGGGCGAGGAGUGCUCAUCGUAAAUCCCAUGACCAUGAAUGACCCUUGGCCUCGUCACCAAGGCUGAAACCAGAAGAAGCCGAGCGGAGCCGCGUUCCCCCAGUAGUGAGUACUAAGACCGCCGUAUAUGUAGGUCAGUGACAGAGAAGAUAACGGCUCCCGGCAAUCGUAUAUUCCCUUCAUUCCC
Phytophthora sojae is the source of this 1604-nucleotide messenger RNA. RefSeq lists its product as hypothetical. The coding region runs from base 1 to 1440 and encodes 479 amino acids. The transcript has 2 exons. The record is from RefSeq and is a predicted model, not a curated record. Gene Ontology annotation, molecular function: ferric iron binding; ferrous iron binding; acid phosphatase activity. NCBI's taxonomy places the organism in Eukaryota, Oomycota, Peronosporomycetes, Peronosporales, Peronosporaceae.